Amphimedon queenslandica is the source of this 921-nucleotide messenger RNA. Its product is annotated as SPRY domain-containing SOCS box protein 3-like. The transcript has a single exon. Bases 75 to 788 code for a protein of 237 amino acids. Gene Ontology annotation, cellular component: SCF ubiquitin ligase complex. The record is from RefSeq and is a predicted model, not a curated record. NCBI's taxonomy places the organism in Eukaryota, Metazoa, Porifera, Demospongiae, Haplosclerida, Niphatidae. Gene Ontology annotation, biological process: intracellular signal transduction; proteasome-mediated ubiquitin-dependent protein catabolic process. Gene Ontology annotation, molecular function: protein binding.
UCACAGCCAUCAUUGCAUGCAUUAUGAACCUCAGCCACGCCUCCAGAGCAUAACAAGUCACGCCCAUAACAAAAAUGUCCUCAAAAGAAAAGGAAGAAAGCCAAGAUUUUGCUUGGAGAUGGCGUCUAGAAGAGAGGCAGGUACCAGCAGUGCUGUCAGAGGACAGGCUCUCUGUGGUGUUUCACCCCAGACAAAGUAAUGGCUGCCUUGCUAUAAAAGGAGACUGUCCAUUACUGAAGCACAUGGAGCAUUGGUUUGAGGUGGAACUGUCUCCUCCAUUGCACGGUCAAGCAAGAAUGAUAGGGCUAGGAGACAAGUACACCAGACUACAGAGCAACUCUAAGGACUUCUCUCCUCUCAUUGGGCGGGACUGCUCCAGCUGGGGUCUCAACUACAAUGGGAAGACACUCCAUGAUGGGGAGACGAGGGACUAUGCUGAAGCGCCUGAGCGAUCUGCUCCACUCAAAAUGGGACUCUAUUACGACUCGUAUUACGGGAACAUUGCUUUCAUGUUAAAUGAGAAGAAUUGUGGUAUUGCUUUCCAGAACAUAGCAGUGAAUCUUGAUCUCUAUCCGUUGAUUUGUGCUACACCAAGAGGAUGCCAAAUGAAACUAACCUACAGUUAUUCAUCCGUGAUCUCACUUAAAGCUUUAUGUAGAGGCUCUAUCAGACUCUGCGUUCAAGAUGAAGAGCUAAUUGAGAAGCUCCCUGUCCCACCACACCUCAAGGCCUACCUGUUAUUCAAAGAAUAUCAAAUGCCCAAGUCUUACUAUCACAAUUACUAUUAGAAAAACAGACAAUAUGUGUACCCUUUUUUUUUGAUGUCAUUUUACUUGUACAUCAGCCCAUUCUUACUCCAUCAUACUCAUUAUUAUUGUUAGUAUUGUUUUUCAUGUAACCCACUGAUUACAAACAUCAUCA